Molecule: messenger RNA, 12039 nt
Organism: Ictidomys tridecemlineatus (thirteen-lined ground squirrel)
Lineage: Eukaryota; Metazoa; Chordata; Mammalia; Rodentia; Sciuridae
Source: RefSeq, a predicted model, not a curated record
UGGGACUUACCUUUUUUAAAAAAUUGUUUCAUUUUAAUUUACAGAUGUUUACCAGGAUUCAUACAGCGGAUGAAAUGCUUGCCCUUUUCUUCUUCUCACGAUGCUGGUUUAAUUGAUUUAUUUUCCCCUACGUGUGGGAAUUCAGAAAAUCAAAGGUUUCCAAUAAAAGUAAUAGCUUUGAGUAUUCAAGAACAAUAGCCAUUUUGGUUAUUCAACAUGCAGAGGAAACAAGGAUAUUGCAGCUAUUGCCGUGUGCAGUAUCCUAACCUGGAACAGCAUUUGUUCAGUGCUCAGCACAGAAGCUUGACCAGACAGAGUAGACGUCGGAUAUGUACCAGUAGUUUGAUGGAACGUUUCUUGCAGGACGUACUGCGACAUCACCCAUAUAAUUAUCAAGAGAACAGAGGAACACAAAAUGAGAUGUCUAUGAAUGCUGCAUCACCUGAAGUGGUUCAUUUGGAAGAUUUCUUUUCUGAAGAAUAUGCUCAGGACACUCCUGAAACCAUAGAAGAAGAAACACUCUCUGAGAGUUCUGAUUCUGUUGAAGAGUUGACUUCUGAACCUAGUGAUCAGUCACAGGAGCCUGUAAGGGAGAUAUCAAUUCGACCAUCAGUUAUUCAAAAACUGGAGAAGGGACAGCAGCAGUCCUUGGAGUUUGUUCCUAAAAUUGAGAGUGGUGGUAUGAAAAGAAUAAAUCCAGUAGAUAUUGGUCAAGCUACAAAUAGUGGAAAAAAUCCAGUACGUCCCCCAGUGAUUUGUAAUGCUCCUGCCAGUUGUUUACCUGAGAGGUCUUAUGAUAGGCCAGUUGCGACUACUACUGCUAGGUUACCACUAGCAGUCCACUUGGAUUCAGUUAGCAAAUGUGACCCAAACAAAGCUCACACACACCUUGAACAGCUAGACAUGGUCUCUAGAAAUCCUGUGCCAUCAGCCCUUGUAGGAACUUCAGUUUCAUAUAAGAAUCCUAAAGAAUCAAAUAGGAAACCUUUAUGUGUAAAUUCAGAUAAGUUGGUUUUACAGAAAGAAGUAAAAUCUCAGGGUGAAUUGUCACCUGGCUUUAAAUUCUGUGAACUUAAGGGUACUGAAAAUUCUGUAAGAGUUAAAUCUUCUUCCAGAUUAGCAUCUAACUUGGCAGGAAAUCUGAACAAAACUGACAAGCCUUCUGAUAGAGGAGUCUUUGGAGAUGCCAUUCCAAAGCACCAUGAGGAAUUUCUUUCAAAUAUGGAUUGUAGCCAAGAAGAAGAGCAUUUGGUUUUUAAGAAGUCAUCAUUUUUGAAACAAAAGUUCUCACUGAGUUCCGAAGUGAAGUUUGAUUGUGGUCCUCUUCAGUCAGCAGCUGAUCAAUCUCAAGAGGCUGUCCAAGACUUAAACCUUUGGAAGGAAGAGCGAGUUGACCAAGAAGAUGAGAACUAUGAAUCUAGAGAUUCUGAAAUGAGUUUUGAUUGUGAUUCCUCCUGUCAUUCACUGACUGAUCAAUCUGAAAUGUCUGAUAGAGAAAUAAACCUUUUAGAGGAAACACAUGCUGAUUUAACACAUAAGAAUAAGAAAUCUUGUGUUUCUGAAAAAAUUUCUGAUCGCAGUGAUUCUCUUCAGGCAGUUACCAGGCAAUCACAAGUGAUUGUUAAAGAAGAAGGUCUUCAGAAUACAGCGCGUAUUAGCCUGGUUGAUGAAAGCUAUGAUACUAGUGGUUCUGAAAUGAAUUCUGAUUAUGAUGAAGACUUCCCUCAGUCAGCUAAAAAGUACCGCCAACAGCCUGUGAAAGAAGUAGACCUUCCUCAGGAGGUUCACAUUAGUUUGGUUGAUAGGGACUAUGGAUGGACUAGCUCUGAAUCAAGUGCUGAUUCCAUUUUCUCACUUGAGUCAGUGGUUGAUGAGUCCUCAGUGGUUGUUACAGAAAAACAAGUUUGGAAGAAGGCUCAUGUUAGGUUGGUUGAUGCAAGCUAUGGAUCCAGUUGUUCUGAAUCAAGUUUUGAUUGUGAUGCUUCACCUCAGUUAGUAGUUGACCGACCUCAAAUGACUGUCAAAGAAAAAAAACUGAAACACAGACACGUCCACCUAAAAAAUAAGAAACGUAAACCCAGUCGUGCUAAAGCACAUCUUGAUUUUGGUGUUUCUCUUGAGACAGUGGCUGAUGAACCCCAGAGGGCUGUUGAAGAAAAAAAUCUUCUGAAAGCGAAGAAUGCUGACCUUGUGGAUAUGAACUGUGAGUCUCAUGGUCCUGAAAUGGGUUUUCAUGCUGAUGCUCAAUUAGUGGCUGAUGAAUCUCAAGUAGCAGUUAAAGAAGUAAACCCUCAGAAAGUAGAUAAUGACCUAGAGAAUAAUAAGAGUAUUCCAUCUAGCAUUUCUUAUCUAAGUUUCGAUUCUCAUGCUUUUUUUUAUCAGUCAGCUAAUGAUCAACCUCAAGGGGCUUUGGGUGAAGUAAAUCUUAAAGAGUUAAAUGUCGACAUGGAAGUUAAGAGCUAUGGGUGCUCCAGUUCUGAGUUGACAUUUGAUUCCGAUUCCCCUCUUCUGUCAGUUACUGAGCGGUCUCAGCUGGAUGUUGAAAGAAUAAAAGAAGAUCACAUUAACCUGGAAGAUGAGAGCUGUGAGUCAAAUAGUUCUGACAUAACUUUUGAUUCUGAUAUUCCUGAUUGCUCAGUAGUUGACCAACCUGAAGUAGCUGUUGGUGAGGAGGAACCUGUUGAUCUGGAAAAUAAAAGUAAUGAAUCUUGUAUUUCUGAAAUAACUUUUGAUUCUGAUAUUCCCCUUCAUUCAGGAAAUGAUCAUCCUGAAGUAGCUGUUAAAGAAGUAAUCAUUCAGGAAGAAGAAUACGUACAUUUAGAAAGGAAGAAUGACAAACUCAUUGAUUCUGAAAUAAAUUUGGAUUCUUAUGCCCCUCUUCAUUCAGUGACUAAUCCUCCUGAAGUAGCUGAUAAAAAGCUAAAUCCUCAAAGAGAAGAGCAGGUACUCUUUAAAAAUAAGGAAAAUGAGCCUGCUGAUUCUGAAUUAAGUUUGGCUUAUCAUACCAUUUUUCCUUCAAUGACUGGACAUUCUGAAGAUCCCUUUAAAGACAUAAACUUUGAGAAAGAAGUGCAUGUACCCUUUGAAAAUAAGACUAAUGAAUUAAGUGCUUCUGAAACAAGAUUGGAUUCUGAAAUCCCUCUUCAGUCAGUGAUUCGGAAACCCACAGUAGUUGUUAAAAAUAUAUGGCUUCAAAAAGAAAAGUAUGCUGAAUUCCAAGAUAAAAAUGCUGAACUUACUGAUUCUGAAAUAAAUUCAGAUUCUGAUAUUCCUCAUUAUCCUAUGGCAGAACCUCAAGUAGCUGUUAAAAGAAAAGAGAAAAGGAAGCAUAUUGUAGAAAAGAGUCAUUAUCAUGGUGAUUCUGAACUACUUUUCAGUUCUGAGAUCCUUCCUCAGUCAAUAGCUGAAAAACCUCAGUCAGCUAUUUUGGGGAAGGAUCAUGUUAAGCCAGAAGGUCGAAGUACUGUACUUAAAGGUUUUGGAAUAAAUGUGAAUAUUGAUGCCUCUCUUCAUUCAAUCACUGACCAACCUCAUCUGGCCCUUUUGAAGGAAAAACAUGUUGAUCUGAAAGAUGAAGGUAGCAAACCUAGUACUUCUAAAAUACAUUUCAAUCCUGUUGACCCUCUUCAGACACUACCUAAACGUCCUGAAGUAAUUAAGAGCACAAACCAAUGGAAGGAAGAGACUAUGUACCUGGAAAAUAAGAUUGAUGAACCUAGUGGUUCAAAGGCAGUGCAUAAUACUGAUAUUUCUCUUCAGUCUACAGUUAACCCACCUGAAGUAGCUAUUAAACAAGUAAACCUUGCGAGUGAAGAUCAAAUGUAUUUGGAAAGUAAGAAUAGUCAAUAUAAUUCUGAAAGAAGUUUGGAUUCUGAUUUCUUGGUUCAGGAAGUAGUCAGUCGACCUCAAAUAACUACUGUAGAGCCAGAGCACUUUGAAGUAGAAGGCAAGCACAGUCAGUCUUGUGAUUCUGAAGUAAGUUUUGAUUCUGAUGACUCUCUUCAAUCAGUGGCUGACCAGCUCGGGGAAACCGUUAAAGAAAUAAGUCAUUGGAAGGAUGAAGACAUUGACAUGGAAGAUAAGAGGGAUGAAGCCAAGAGUUUUAAAACUAUAUAUGAUUCUGAUGUACUUAAGCCAGUAGCUGACCAAACUGAAGAAGUAGUUCCAGGGAUCAACCUUUGGAAAGAACAUGUUGACUUUGGAGAUAAAAUUGUUACUCCUAGUGACAGAGUGACAGAAAAGAAAAUAAAUUUUGAUUCUGACAAAACUCUUCAGUCUGUGACUAAAAUUCAAGAGCCUGCUAAAGAAAUAAAUCUUUCAAGAGAAGGACAUGUUUGUCUGGAUGAUAAGGGCUAUGAACCUUGUGGUUCUAGAAUAAUUUAUGUUUCAAAUAUCCCCUUUCAAUCAGUGAUUCAGGGACCACAAAUUUUGGAAGAGAGGCCUGCUAAUUUGGAAGUUAAGAACAGUGAUCCUUGUGGUCCUGAAAUACGUUUUGAUUCCAGUGAUUCUUGUCAGUCAGUGGCUGGCCAGUUGCAAAAAUCUAUCACAGAAAUCAGUCUGAAGGAAGACCAUAUUUACCUGGAAGAUAAGAGCUAUAAACUGGUUGAUUGUGAGGCAUGUUAUGAUUCUGAUGUUCCUGUUCAGUUUGUAGCAGAUCAAUCUCAUGUGUCUGUCAAAGAAAUAAACUUGCAAAAGGAGGAUCAAAAUGACCUAGAAGAUAACAACUACACACCCUGUUGUUCUGAAAUAAGAUGUGAUUCUGGUGUUCAUCUGCAGUCAGAAGUUGACCCGUCUCAAAUGACUUACAAAGAAACAACCUUUCAGAAGAGAGAGCUGCUUGGCAUGGAAGAAAAGUCCAGCGAACCAAGUGAUUCUGAAAUGAUGUCUGAUUCUGAUGUGUCUUUUCAAAUAGUAGUUAACUCAUCAUCCCAAACAUCAGAUGGAGAAUCAGAUUCUCCACCAGUGGUGUUUGUGGAUGUGAUGGCCAGUGAUAGUGAUUGUGACCGUGAAGUAAUAUCUGAUUCUAAUGUUCCUCUUGAGUUAGUGACUGACCCACCUCCCAUGACUAUCCCAGAAACCAGCUGUAUAAAUACAGAGUCCAUUGAUGUUGGAAAUAACUACUGUAACUACUGUGGUUCUCAACUAAGAAGUGUUUUGGAAGCCUCUUCUCACUCAGUGGCAAGCCAACCCAAGAAGUCUUUCAAAAUAAUAAACCGGAAGAAUGACUAUAUUAUUCUGGGAGACUCAACUUGUCAGUCUUGUGGUAAUGAAAUAGAUUUUAGUGGUGAUGCCUCUGAUCAGUCCAUGACUUACCAGUCACAAGGACCUGAUAGAAGUAUUGACUCAGAAGAUAAGAGUUGUGAAUAUAAUCGUACUGAAAGAAAUUUUAAUUUGGAAAGCAGUACUCAAUCAGUGACUCAUCAAGUACAGCAAACUGACAAGGAAGACAACCUUUGGAAAGAUCAAAAAGAUAAAAGCUGUGAGUCUAAUGUUUCUGCAGCGGGCUCUACUUCCUCUUCUACAUCAGUGAUCCGUCAAACGACAGUUAGAAAAAGUGCUUUAAAGUCAAAACGUAGAGAUCAAGAAAGUUGUAAAUCUUGUUUUGAGAGGGGUUUUCAGUGUGAUCCCUCUCAUCAUUCUGACUCUAACCAGCCUGGAGAAGCUGUUAAAAAACGCCCAGUUAAGAGGGUAACUUUUGACUUAGGAGAAAAGAGUCGUGAUUCCCAAUCAGGCUCUGCCCCCAAGACUGGUUCUGGAAGGAACCUGGGAAAAGACAAGGUCAUGGAUGAUCUUGAUGCACCAGUUAUUGAGGCCUUAUCACAGAUACUUCCUUCAUCUCUGGGAAGAAAGUGGUCUCGAAUAAUAAGAGGAAAUCACUCAAAAAUUAAUGCCCUUAUGAAGGAUUUUAAGGAAGGUCAUUUCCGCUGUUACUUUAAUAAUGAAGCUAAGACCCAAAUCAUUACUUUGUAUAAAGAAAGAUACAUUGCCUGGCCUAUCUUUAAUCAAACCACUGCAUCCGUUCAAACUGUGUCAAGUUUUGAAGAUAUUGCAGGUGGAUUUUCAGACAUUGAUGACUGUGUAGUGGCUGUAGAGAAACCAAACUAUCAUUAUCCUCUAGCAAAGAGGCUUCUUUCUAAACAGAAUUUGUUUGUGGCUUCUCAGAGCCAGAUAGAAAAAGUUAGCCAUGGAACUCAAACCAGUUUUAUAAGUUACCCAUUGAAGAAAAGAAAAAUAGUUAGACUAGAGGUAGAAUCACCCAAAAAAAAGUGUGUGCAGAGUGACGGAAAAGAGAGAAAAAUCAUCAAAAUUGGAACAAUUGAAUUGCCCGGAACACAAAUUAAAGUUUUGGAGCCUGGACAAUCCAAACCUGUAAUUCGUAUUCUUACUUCUAUAAAUAUUAAACCGAAGGAAGAUGAAUCCUGCGACUCACCUAAAGCGAACCAUUGUGUUUGUGAUAAUGAUCUACAGUUUCUGUGCAAAUAUAAACAGAGUAACCAUAAUUGCCCAUCACUUCUGAAAAUUGUAAAUAAUUUUCCAUCAAACGUGGUAAUAUCAGAGUCUGACAUAUGUUGUAAAUGUCACAUUCAUCAUGAGAGUGACUUAAACUUUAGUGAGGGAGACAAUGAUGCUGUACAAAACCAUGUUUCAAUAUCUCAAAUGAUAAUACCAGCAAGAUAUGAAUUGAGGUCACGUUGUAGGACCAGUGAAUCUUCUACAUUUCUAGAAACUUCAGAGGUUGUAAAUGCUAGUGAGUUUCCAGAGGAAGGUAGUUUCCAGCUAACUCUUUUAAGUCGUGAUGUUGCCAAAAUCUCUCCAAAACCAGUUAAAUAUGAGUUUUUUGAAAGUAAAAGGAAAAAGAAAAUUCAAAGAAAGAAUGUUAUGAGAAACCCAAGCUUUCCCAAAAAGGUGUUUAAAGCAGUUAUUCUCCGUCAGAAUGCCAGAACAGCUUCAGAAAAAUGGUCAGUUUGGAUUCGGACCAAAGCAAAUGACAUAAUUAGAAAAUAUAUUUCAAAAUACUCUGCUUUUCUGCGUCGUAGGUACCAAUCCAGGGCCACUUUAUUUAGAAUGCAUCUUAAGAAGAAAAAAUCAGGUGCCAGUAGGCUAGAGGAGGUGGAUAAAUCAACUCAAACACCUUCGGACACCUCAGUUACACCAGCUGGUGCUAAAGAGAAGUUAAGGGCUAUCGUGAGUCCUCUGAAGCAGCCUGCGCAGCGCACUUCCCGUGCUGUAGGAAGACGUGCUGGAAGAAGAAGUGCUGUAGGAAGAAGAAGUGCUGUAGGAAGAAGUGCUGUAGGAAGAAGUGCUGUAGGAAGAAAGAAGGCUAAGAGAAGGAAUCGCCGCAAAAAGAAAAGGCCUAUACCUGUUAGAGAAUAUGAUUUGAGAAGUUCGUGUUACAUACCAGAUUCUGAUAGAAUGGUGACUCGGCUUGCAAGCAAAAUGAAAAGUAAUGAGGUAAAAUAGAAAUUUUUGUGUUAUGUCUAGUUGAGGAUUCAGUACUUCAAUUAAAAUACAUUUGGUACUUCAGUGCACAUAGCUUUCCCAACUUUGGUGGGAAAACUAACCUUAAACUAUUUUGCUAUAGAUAUUAUUUUUCAGAACUUUUAUAUUCAUUUAAAAUUAGUGUUUAGGGUCCUUUUUUUUAUUUUAAAGAUUCAGAAGCAACUUUUGUCCAACAUUUUCUGUAGAAGAGCUUCAUCUUAAUUUGUCAUGAUAUAAUUUAGCACAGUAUAUAGAAUUUUGUCCCUCAAUAUGUCCUUCUUAUUUAUUUUUUUUUAUGAUCUUUCUUGUGCAAGAAAGUUAUAACAUUAGGAGAAUGAACAUAAAAAACUUAUUAAUGCCAUCUUUUAAAAAAUUGAGACAAAUGCAUAAAUACUUACAUUCUAUAUCAGAGAAGCAUUGUCAAUACAGUAUUCUAACUGGAUAAUUAGAAAGAAGGAACUAUAAUGAGUUAUCUCAGCUUUUAAACAGGGUUGACUUAAAACUAUCACAAAAUAUAAUUUAUCUUUCUCUUAAAAGCAUUCCGGAGAAUGAGAUUCGAUAAUCUUCAGUUUUAAAAAGUGCCUGGUGAUUUUAUAGAUACAAUACAAAUUCCUUCUGCUUCAUUUAAAUUGGAUCUGCAAGUCUGUAACUUUCCUCAUUUGGAUAUGGACUCAUAGUCUCCUCUGUAGCAUUAUUAGAUCUUAAGGGGAAAAAAUUUUACUAGCAUGAUUAGGCUUUUUAACCACCUUUACUCCCUUUUACAUAAAAGGUUGGUGGUUUGAUAUAAAAACUAGUUAAUUUUAUGGCCUAUCCCUUUAAAAUAUCUUAUACAUUACUACCUACCACUUUUAAUAACUUGAACUGAAAUUAUUGGCUUGUUAAUAUUAUUUGGGGAGGCCAUUAAUUAUUUGCUUUAGUAAAUUACUUAAUAUUUCAAAAAAUUGAAUAAAACUGGUAACCUAAAUGGAGGCCCAUUUUGCAAGUGAAAAACUAGUACAUCAGUUUAUCUUAAACUAUCAAAUCAAUUAUCCUACACUAUCUAAUUAGAUAAUUGAUUUGAUAGUUUAUCUUUAACUGAUUUUAAUAGAUUAAAAGAUGUGAAGAUACACAGCAUAAGUCUAGGAUACUUGAGCAUAUUCAUAUCCUUUAUUCAGGAACAUUGGUUAAGCUGGAACAGAUGAAUCCAGUUAUCCUAUUAAGCCAAGAUCCUGAAUCUCUUUCAGUCAUUGAUGUUAAGGGGAAACAUGAUUUCACCUAUAUUGUGUAACUACUAUAUUUUAUUGAAACUAGAGUCAGUGUUAAGAUGUGUCUUGAUUUCAGAGAUUAAAAAAUGUGUUACCUUAGAAUUAAUGAACUAUAAAUGUGGUUUUGUUUCAGGGGCCAUUAUUUAACCUGUGGGUGUGUUAUGAUGGUGUUUUGAUGUAAUUUCUUUACUUCUAAAUUUAAAACAUAAUUAUGUUGAAAAAAGUGGACAAAUGUGGUGUAUCUUUUCGUUGCAAAGCAACAUAGAUAGCAUUUCUUCAACCUUGCCUCAUUAUAUACAAACAUUUUAAUUUCCUUUCUUAAAAUAUCACUGUGAGCCUCUAGUUCACAAUCAUCCUCCAAAUUUAAUUUAGAAAGAAAGCUCUGUCCUACUGAUUAGGAAGUAAACAAACACCCAAUAUGUGAAAAUACUCAGAUUAGGUACUGAUGUCUUUUUUCUUUAUGGAAUAGACACUUUGCUCCCUUAGGUACUAUCAAUAGACAUUCUUUGAGUGUAAGUUUAAAAGCAAGAAUUCAUGUGGAAAUAAUGUGAGAUGUAAAUAUGACAAAUUGUAUCUGUUGUGAUUACAUCAUAGGGAGAGGCGAGUGAUCAAGAAUAAAAGUUAAAAAAAAAUGUUACUACCUUUUACACAUUAGAAGCUAGUCUAAGUACCAUUUUAAGGGACAAAAGUAAAAAGGUUUUUAUUUAAAAUAUACAUUUCUAAAAGUAUAAACACUACAACACUGAUGAUUUUGUUUAACAUCUUGGAAGUAUUUACUAAGUUCUUAUUAUAACCAUCAUUAUUUUAGGCAAGCUUGAAAACUUGAUAUUGUAAAAAUUAUUACUUGAGUUAAAUUGGAAAUGAAUUGCUUUCAGAAUUUGAUAGGAUACAAGAUGUGCCCCUUUGUCUAAAUAAAUGUUGGCUUAAUUUGCAGAUUAUAUAAAACAAUUGGUGAUUUUGUGUAGUCACGAAUGCAUUAUAUUCUUUUCAUAGUAAAGAGUCAAAUUACAACCAUAAUGAAUAUUUUAUCAAUCUUGUCCUUUUUCAGUAUCUUGCAUAGAUUUUUAUUGUAAUUGUCCUGAGUUAUACAGUAUGUGGACAAUAUUGUGUAAUGUGUGUUUUUGCAUUUGUGCAUUUAAAUUAUUUAUGUAACUAGGGCUCUGAGUAACACUUUUUUUUUGCUUAAAGAAAAGCUAUAUUUAAAUAUUCAAAUAAUUAUAUAUUUCCAUGUAAAACUAAUGUGAAGACUAAUGUAUUUUUUAUAAUGCAAUUUAAAGUGUAAACUUGUUUUUGAAGUUAUCAAGAUAAAAUUUAUUAAAUAUUGAAAUUUGUGUCUACUCUCUCCUCAUAUUAGAAGCCUUUCUGGAAAAACUUAAAGAAUCAGAGAACAAUUAAAACAGAAGUACUUUUUAUAAAUGGUCUGAGAGAUAUUAAAUAAGAGAUUAUAAAUGUUGAUGCUGGUGAGAAAAUAGUUAACCAAAGAUACACAGAUUAUAUUCAAAAUAGUGAUUAUUUCAAAGGAUUAAAAUUAAACAACCAUUUAUUUAUCUGAUAGAAUGGUGGAUUAGCAACUUUUCUCUCUGUUUACCUGUAUUGAAAGUGCUCAUGAAUAGGAUUGAGUUCAGGAGUCAUUUUACGUUUAUUGUUUGACGCCUACUGGGAAGGGAAAAAUUUAGUGCCUCCAAUACCAUAGCCUAUAUUAUAAAAGACAAUGUACAUAUGUCAGUGAAGUAGAUGCUUUUGGCCCCAGUUAAAAAAAAAUUACUGUCAAGUCUUUCAGUAAAGACUUUCAUGUGUAGAAAAUACCGAAAAAUCUUGUAAUUGUGAAAUUACAUGCCAAAAUGUCAACUUAAGAAGAUGUAGGGAAGGAAAGGAGACUAGGUACAAGUCUCAGUAUUUCCUUGUCCUUAUCCUUAUCCUAAUAUCCAGAAUUACAAGAUAAUUUAGUAUGUUUUCCUUUGCUCUUAUUCCUUAUAUAUGUGUAUUUUAAAAGUUCUCCCAAAAUAUUUUAAGCUAUUUAUCUUAAGGAAUAGGUCUAGGAUUUUUUGUUGCUGAAUGUUUAUUAUACUUUCUUCUGUGUUUUUAAUUUAUUGUAUUCAUGUUGUGAUAAAUUUCUUUCUAGUUUUAUUUAUUUUAAUACACUUUUAAAUAAGCCUGGAAAGAAAUUUAUUUUCCAGAUUCUCAAGCUGUGCAUACAUCUUGAGCCUUUCCUCAGUGCAGCUCAUUGUUCUAAGCUUAUUAUCUCAUUCGCUCUUUAAAGAACCCUUAUUGAGAUGCUAUAAUUAUUACUAUUAGAUGAGAAAAUCGAGAUAUAGUUUAUAGUUAAUCUCCCCUUCACACCCCCAGUUUUAGGCCACCACUAUUCUAAUUUCUGUCUUUAUAGUUUUGCUUUUUCUGGACAUUUCAUAUAAAUGGAACCAUAUGUAGUCUUUUGUGUCUGCCUUCUUUCAUUUACCAUGAUAUUUUUGAGGCUCAUCUGUGUUAUAGCAUGUGUCUCUAUUUUGUUUCUUUCUAUUACUAUAUAGUAUUAAGAGUUAGUUUUUAAUGAAGCCAGUAAUGGUCUCCUGAUAACAAUUAUGAUAAGUCCAUUAGAUAUGAGGCUAGCUGUUCCCUUUAUGCCUCUUAAUAUUUGCUAUAAUUGAUUAAUCACCAAAUCCAAGCCCAGAUUUGACAGUUGCUUUUUUUGAGUGAUUUUUAUCCCACAUUUCAAUGCUCUAUGCUUCUUUUACUGACCAUUUGGUCAUUUUUUUUCCCUGUGCUCAGUGAAUUUGAAUUUUCAGUGUCAAUAUAUUACCUCAUGUCCUCAAUCCUUUCAUGAUGGAUUGCUUACAGGUAACUGAAAUUUGAUAAUCAUAUCCAAGUUGCAUAUUCUAAUCCACAUAUGCCACAGAACCAGAAAGUGUUCAUGGUGUACUAGUUGUGGUGAACACUCUUUUUAAGUUACUCUCCUACAUACUUACAAUACAUACCAUCAAAAUUAGGAAAUCAACAUUGAUCUGAUAUAACCAUCUACUCUACAGACCUUAUUCAGAUUUUACAGAUUGUCCCAAAAUGUCCUCUGUAGGUCCUGGAUUUGAUUCAGGAUUGAAAACUUCAUGGUUCUUUAGUUUCUUUCAGUAUGGAGCAGUUCUUCAGCCUUUCUCUGUAUUAAUAGCAUGGCAUUUUGAAGAUGAACUGGUUUCUUUGUGGAAUAUUCCUUGGUUUGAGUUUGUCUGAUGUUUCUUUGUAAUCUAUGCGUUUUUGGGAAUUCUGUGUUCUCAGUGUAUCUUAACAGAAGCCAUGUGAUGUCAGUUUGAAUAAAUGUGGUGACAGAAGA